UAGAAAUCGCCACAUCUUUGUCAGUGAACAAAAUGGCAACUUACUGUCUCACCGUCGCGCGGCUGCAGCUUGCUCUGGGACAUGGCGCACGGCGGCUGCAUGUGGCAGCCGCUUAUAGAGCCAAGGCCCAAGUAUCCAUGAGCCGCUUCGAGCCCACCUCCUUUGUCAGCUACGACAAGCUCCAGUCCAAUGUUGAUGUUGUACGCAAAAGACUCAACCGACCUCUUACCCUGUCAGAGAAGAUUGUAUACGGCCACCUCGAUGACCCCCACAACCAGGAGAUCGAUCGCGGGCGUACUUACCUUCGCCUGCGCCCCGACCGCGUGGCCAUGCAGGACGCCACCGCGCAGAUGGCCAUGCUCCAGUUCAUCAGCAGCGGCCUGCCGCAGGUGGCGGUUCCCUCCACCAUCCACUGUGAUCACUUGAUCGAAGCCCAGAUCGGCGGCGAUCAGGAUCUGGCCAGGGCGAAGGAAGUAAACCAAGAGGUCUACAACUUCCUCGCAAGUGCCGGUGCAAAAUACGGAGUUGGUUUCUGGAAACCUGGUUCUGGGAUCAUCCAUCAGAUCAUUUUGGAGAACUACGCCUAUCCUGGUGUGAUGCUCAUCGGCACAGAUUCCCACACACCAAACGGCGGCGGACUCGGUGCCAUCUGCAUCGGAGUCGGAGGCGCUGAUGCUGUGGAUGUCAUGGCAGGGAUCCCCUGGGAGCUCAAAUGUCCCAAGGUGAUCGGGGUGAGGCUGACGGGUUCCCUCUCUGGCUGGUCGUCACCAAAAGAUGUCAUCUUGAAGGUGGCUGGCAUCCUGACGGUGAAAGGCGGCACCGGCGCCAUCGUCGAGUACCACGGACCGGGUGUUGACUCAAUUUCCUGCACUGGAAUGGCCACCAUUUGCAACAUGGGAGCGGAAAUCGGCGCGACGACUUCCGUGUUCCCCUACAACCACCGCAUGAGGACUUAUCUGGAGAAGACUGGGCGCGGAGAGAUUGCCGCUCUGGCUAACGAGUACUCCGAUCUGCUGGUGCCAGAUAAAGGCUGCGAGUACGACCAAGUCAUCGAGAUCAACCUGGAUGAGCUAAAGCCCCACAUCAACGGUCCAUUCACCCCUGACCUGGCUCACCCAGUGUCCGACGUGGGUUCCGUGGCCGAGAAGAACGGCUGGCCACUGGAGGUUAAAGUUGGUCUGAUUGGCAGCUGCACCAACUCGAGCUAUGAGGACAUGGGCCGCGCCGCCUCCGUGGCUAAGCAGGCUUUGGACAAAGGCCUGAAGUGCAAAGCUCAAUUCACAGUCACCCCCGGCUCGGAGCAGAUCCGCGCCACGAUCGAAAGGGAUGGUUACUCCAAGAUCCUCGGUGACGUCGGAGGUGUCGUGUUGGCCAACGCUUGCGGGCCCUGCAUCGGACAGUGGGACAGGCGCGAUGUGAAAAAAGGCGAGAAGAACACCAUCGUCACCUCCUUCAACAGAAACUUCACAGCCAGGAACGACGCCAACCCCGCAACGCACGCCUUUGUCACGUCCCCCGAGAUUGUCACUGCGUUGGCCAUCGCCGGAACUCUCAACUUUAACCCCGAGACCGACUACCUGACAGCCCCCAACGGUGAGAAAUUCAAGUUACAGCCCCCCAGUGGAGAUGAGCUCCCCGCCAGAGACUUUGACCCGGGUCAGGACACUUACCAGCACCCGCCCGCCGACGGCACGGGCCUCAAGGUGGACGUCAGCCCUCAGAGCAACCGACUGCAGUUGCUGGAGCCCUUUGACCAGUGGAGCGGCAAAGACCUGGAGGACCUGAGAGUUCUCAUCAAGGUCAAGGGCAAGUGCACCACGGAUCACAUCAGCGCCGCCGGGCCUUGGCUGAAGUUCCGCGGCCACUUGGACAACAUCUCCAACAACAUGCUGAUCGGCGCCGUCAACAGCGAGAACGACGCCAUCAACUCGGUGAAGAACCACCUGACGGGCGAGUACGGAGGCGUGCCCGAUGUGGCCCGUCACUACAAAGCCAACAGCGUGUCGUGGGUGGUGGUGGGAGACGACAACUACGGCGAGGGCUCCAGCAGAGAGCACGCCGCGCUGGAGCCCAGACAUCUCGGAGGAAGAGCCAUCAUCGUCAAGAGCUUCGCUAGAAUCCACGAAACGAACCUAAAGAAGCAGGGCCUGCUGCCUCUGACCUUCAGCAACCCGUCCGAUUAUGAGAAAAUCUGCCCCGAUGAUAAGAUCUCCAUUAAAGGACUGGAAACGUUCACUCCCGGAAAGUCUUUGAGCGCCGUUGUGAAGCACAGCGACGGCACCGAAGAUGUCCUGGAACUCAACCACAGCUUCAACGAAACGCAGAUCGAAUGGUUCAAGGCCGGUUCCGCUCUCAACAGGAUGAAGGCGCUGCAGCACUGAGGGACGGACGGAGGCAGCCGGGGGUGGGGCUGGGUGAUUUCAGGUGGGGUGGUUGGGAAGGAAACUUGUCAAGAUUAUGUCACGAUCUGCAUCGGGUAUACCUCGCGGAGAUCCUCACUUGUCACGCGUGUCCGGUCAAACAAUCGCAAUCGCUCUGCGGUCAUGCCUGCACUCCUGUUGUACAUCGCAGUACAUGACGUCUUUUUUAUGUGUGUGACGUACGCUGGCCCGGUAAGCUUUCAACUCACACGUGACAGAUUGCUGGCGUUGCCAAUAUUCUGUCACGGGUCAGAACUUGACCGCGGGAUCUUCUCCAACUUGAUCCGAUUCGUUCAGCUGUGGUGCUGUUGUGCAUGCCACAUAUUUCACGACAGCUGUGUGUGUGUGUUUGUGUGUGUGUGUGACAGUUAAGCCGACGGAACUUUUCGAAAGUAAUUUAAACCAAAUUUGUGAUAUCCGCCGAGCGUUGGUUGAAUGAUAGCAAUCCUCCGUUUUCGGAAUGUGCUUUCAAUUCUGUUGGUUAGUUGCCCUCAGUCUUUCCCACGUCAUUUUUAAGGGUCGAAUGUGAAAGAAAAAAAAAUCUACCACUCUUCUAUUUAUUUUCCAGGCUUAAGUCAUGAAAUUACUUUUUGCUCUGUGAUCUCAUAACAGUGACAUUCUCCACCCCCAACACACACAUGAAAAGUUUCCUGAGGUCUAGGAAACAAAACUGAUGUAAUACUGUUACCACUGAAUUCUGUAUCGAUGUAAAAACUGUCAAAUGAAGGUGGUUGGGAAGGAAACUUGUCAAGAUUAUGUCACGAUCUGCAUCGGGUAUACCUCGCGGAGAUCCUCACUUGUCACGCGUGUCCGGUCAAACAAUCGCAAUCGCUCUGCGGUCAUGCCUGCACUCCUGUUGUACAUCGCAGUACAUGACGUCUUUUUUAUGUGUGUGACGUACGCUGGCCCGGUAAGCUUUCAACUCACACGUGACAGAUUGCUGGCGUUGCCAAUAUUCUGUCACGGGUCAGAACUUGACCGCGGGAUCUUCUCCAACUUGAUCCGAUUCGUUCAGCUGUGGUGCUGUUGUGCAUGCCACAUAUUUCACGACAGCUGUGUGUGUGUGUUUGUGUGUGUGUGUGACAGUUAAGCCGACGGAACUUUUCGAAAGUAAUUUAAACCAAAUUUGUGAUAUCCGCCGAGCGUUGGUUGAAUGAUAGCAAUCCUCCGUUUUCGGAAUGUGCUUUCAAUUCUGUUGGUUAGUUGCCCUCAGUCUUUCCCACGUCAUUUUUAAGGGUCGAAUGUG
Hippocampus comes (tiger tail seahorse) is the source of this 3666-nucleotide messenger RNA. It is a transcript of the gene aco2, whose product is annotated as aconitase 2, mitochondrial. Lineage: Eukaryota; Metazoa; Chordata; Actinopteri; Syngnathiformes; Syngnathidae. Gene Ontology annotation, biological process: tricarboxylic acid cycle. Gene Ontology annotation, molecular function: aconitate hydratase activity; 4 iron, 4 sulfur cluster binding. The record is from RefSeq and is a predicted model, not a curated record. Gene Ontology annotation, cellular component: cytosol; mitochondrion. The transcript is spliced from 17 exons. Bases 33 to 2381 code for a protein of 782 amino acids.